Lepidothrix coronata (blue-crowned manakin) is the source of this 1044-nucleotide messenger RNA. Its product is annotated as vegetative cell wall protein gp1-like. The coding region runs from base 1 to 1044 and encodes 347 amino acids. Lineage: Eukaryota; Metazoa; Chordata; Aves; Passeriformes; Pipridae. The record is from RefSeq and is a predicted model, not a curated record. The transcript has a single exon.
AUGCAGGAACGGAGAAAGCAGGACAAGCGGGCAGGAUCUCACCGGGAUCACUCCAGGCCGUCUCAGGAGGGUCCCAAACCUGUGCUUUGGGUAAGACGGAGCUAUAACCACCCACCGCUCCCUGACUCUCGCAGACGUUUUGCACACGCAUCUCUCCCUGAUCUUCGCACCCCGCUGGAGGCCCCAAGCCCCGCAAAGCCCCCGGCUCAGGACAGAGUCCUCACCCCCGACCUUCAAACACCAGCCUUACCAGCCGCCGCCCCCGCACAGCGCUUACCCUCCUGGCCACACCGCCGAGCUCAAGCUCCGACCUUGAGCUGUCCGGGAACACCCGGCUCCGCCGCCCCCGUCGGGCCGCUCCCGACGCCCACAACAUGGCUCCGCCUACCUCACGCCCUCCUCGUGGGCGCCGCCAUCUUGCCCGCUCACAUGACCCAUGGGCCUCAGAGGCCGUUUCCAAUUGGGCGGCUGUCCGCCGGCCCAGCAUGGCGGCGGCCGAUUGGGCGCGGGCCGGGGGCGGGGUGCGGCACUGGUUGCCGGGCUGGCGAAUGGCGGCGGCUCCUCGAUGGCGGCGGGGCUGAGCGCGGACCCUGCACCGGCGGCCGGGACGCGGGGACUCCCCCUCCCUGCGGCGGGGGGAGGCCCAGUCCUCGGGGUAACCCGCUGACCCCCUCCCCUCAGCCCGCGCCCUCUCCCCGUCCGCCCCCCUCAGCCCCCGCACCCCUCCCACCCGUCGCCCUCUUCCCUCGCCACCGGCUCCUUUGUGCUCCCUGCCCGUCCCGCCGUUCCGAGCGCCCCUCGUCCCGGCUGCGUCUCGCUCCACCCCACCGCCGUCCCCUCCUUCAUCCUGCAGUUGCGUCCCGCCUUGUCUCUCGGCAACCCUGGGGGGGAUUGUCCUCGUCCUUAACCGGCUCCUCCAGCUCACCUGUGCCCCAUCCCACUCUCCCCCGACCCAGCCAGCCUCUGUGCCCUGUCCCGCCUCAGAACGCAGCACAGUCCCCCUUGGGUUCGGGAGAGCUGGGGGAAGGAAGGAGGGGUGGGUAG